This is a messenger RNA of Pleurotus ostreatus (oyster mushroom), 1647 nucleotides long. RefSeq lists its product as uncharacterized. NCBI's taxonomy places the organism in Eukaryota, Fungi, Basidiomycota, Agaricomycetes, Agaricales, Pleurotaceae. The record is from RefSeq and is a predicted model, not a curated record. Gene Ontology annotation, cellular component: membrane. The coding region runs from base 1 to 1647 and encodes 548 amino acids. Gene Ontology annotation, molecular function: transmembrane transporter activity. The transcript has 18 exons. Gene Ontology annotation, biological process: transmembrane transport.
AUGGCUUCCCCGCAAUCUGCCCCGCAAUCGCAAUCUUCCCCGCAAGCUGUUGCAUACCCGGAGUCUAGCUCUCUGAAGGUGGAUGACACGCAUUUGGAGGACGCCGUGUCGUCGAUUGGGGGCCCGAGGAAGCACGGCGACGCUGCGCUGGAGGUUCUGGGCGAGAACAUUAUUCGUGAUAUCUCCCCCGAAGAAGAUCGACGCGUCCUUCGCAAGAUUGAUCUAUGGAUCAUGCCCGUAGUUCUGCUGGUGUACUUCUUGCAGCAGCUGGACAAGUCUUCGUUGUCGUAUACGUCCGUCUUCGGGAUUGUGGAGCAAACAAAGCUGGUUGGCUCGCAGUACAGCUGGCUCAGUAGCAUCGUCUACGUCGCCCAGCUCAUAUGGCAGCCCAUGUCUUCGUUCUUCCUGGUCAAAUUCCCUAUUGCCAAAUAUCUUUCUAUUCAUGUCUUCAUGUGGGGUGUUAUUGUCGCUUCCACAGCCGGGGCUCAUAACUUCGCUGGAUUGAUCACCGCCCGGUUCUUCCUUGGUAUAUUCGAAGCCACCGUCGCUCCUUGCUUCAUCACCGUGACCCAGAUGGCGCGCAAUUUUUGGUGGCGCCGGCGUGAACAGACUAUGCGGCUCUCUAUGUGGAUGGCUAUGAAUGGUGGAACUGGCAUGAUUGGUUCGCUCCUGUCAUACGGCCUCGGUCAUAUCAACGGUAGACUGCAUCCGUACCAGACCAUAUUCCUUUUCAUCGGUUUGCUAACGGCUGUCUGCGCUCCCAUCGUCUUCUUCGUGUUGCCCGACUCGCCGACUACGGCACGGUUUCUAACACACGAUGAAAAAAUUGUUGCUCUGGAACGCCUCCGUGCUAAUAACCAGGGAACGGAAUCGAAGGAAUGGAAGUGGGAUCAAGUAUUGGACCUUGCUUUGGACCCGAAGACGUACUUGUGGUUUGCACUCCUUUUCCUCUGCGCUCUCCCUAGCGGCGGAAUUGGCGCCUUUGGCCCCCUCAUUAUCCAGGGCUUCGGCUUCAAUCAGUUUCAAACGAUUCUGUUCAACAUCCCAUUCGCGUUCCUGCAAGUCGUGCUCACGCUGCUCUCCGCCUACAUUUCCACGAAGAUUAAGUUGAAGUGGCCUGUCGUCUUCUUCCUGACGCUUCCUCCUAUUGCUGGAGCUUCUGCGUUGUACACUCUUGGGCGUGGUCCUGAGUUGAAGGGUACACUGCUAGGCUGUUAUUACGUGCUUUCCUUCUUCACCGCGCUUCAGCCCAUGCUAUACACCUGGAGCUCGCAAAACACAGCAGGCCAUACAAAGAAGCUGUGCACCACCGGCGUCGUCUUCGUUGCCCAAUGUGCCGGCAAUAUUGUCGGGCCACUGCUAUACACCACCGAUGAAAAGCCAUUUUACCACCGUGGCCUGAUUGCGAACUUGAUUUGCUGGAUCGCCCUCGCCAUACUCACCUUGCAAGUGUCCAUCCAACUUUCACCUGCAGCACUAAAUCACGCAGCCCGCCGUGUCCGGCUCGGAAAAGCUGCCGUCGUCAUCGAUCAAUCGCUGGAAGAGCAACCCCACAAGCUCCAGGGCUCGGAGAAAGUUGCGACGAACGAGCAGGCAUUCGAUGAUCUGACGGAUACGCAAAAUGAGGACUUCAUCUUCGCGCUAUGA